This is a messenger RNA of Lepidothrix coronata (blue-crowned manakin), 2559 nucleotides long. RefSeq lists its product as uncharacterized. Lineage: Eukaryota; Metazoa; Chordata; Aves; Passeriformes; Pipridae. The transcript has 2 exons. The record is from RefSeq and is a predicted model, not a curated record. The coding region runs from base 108 to 2042 and encodes 644 amino acids.
GAGGGCAGAGCCCUGCAGUACCCUCUUUCUCCCAGGAGAGCAUCUGUCUCAAGAGACAGCAUCUCUCUCAGGGACCUCAGCGGCAGAGGAAGUAGCCGACGUGGAAGAUGUGGAAAAGGAAGAAGUUCACCAACUUGCAGCCACGCAAGUGGCUGUCGAGCUGUCAGAGGAAGCACAAGGUGGACAACUGGCAGACGCAGGCAGCAGCGCAGGAAGAGGAGAACAGCACCUCUUCUGCUGCAAUGGCUGAGCAGGUAAGAGCGGCAGGGGCAGAGAGCCAGGCAGCUGCCCCACACAGCCCCAGAGGCUGCGGCCGCGCUGUGCUGGACACACUGCAGCGCGUGGCACGCGCCACCUGGCGCAGGCUUGCGGUUGGGAUCUGGCGACGUGACCAGAAGCCGGAGCCACAGAGGGAGGUAAAACCAGGUAUGGAGGUAGUGACAGCAGGAACAUCCACAGCAGCAGGGUCAGAGAGGCAGGACUCUGUCCUGCAAAGCCCCUGCUGUCCCCCCAGCCCCUUCCCAAGCCAUCCAGAAGCCCUCAGUGGGCAGUGGGCUGGGGCAGCAGCAGGGGCAGUGCUGCCAGCGGCAGAGAUCGAGGAUGAGGCCUUGUCCGAGGACGAGAGUCUCUGGCAUAUUUCCAGCCUCUUAGAGCUGUCAACGGGGGAUGAAAGCACAGAGGAAAGCUGGAGUAGUGGGCAAGAAUGUAGCUCAGCAUCCCUCCCGUGCCAGGCAUGGGCAGAGCCCAGGAACUCUCAAGCAGACACAACCACAGUCCAUGGCCCAGGUGUCACUAUCACAAGCUCUUACGCCAGGGCAAAGACCCCCACUCCGGACGAGUUUCCAGACCGCUGCACCCUCAGCCCCUUGCCAAGUGACCUGGAAGCUCUCAGUGGGCAGUGGGCAGGGACAGCAGCCAAGGCCGUCCUCCCAGUGGCACCGACUGAGGAUGGGGCCUGGUCUGAGGAGCUCUCAGACAUCUGCAGCCUCCUAGAGCUGCCCCAAGAAGAAUGCAGCGGAGACCAAAGCUGGAGGAGUAGAGAAAAGAGGCUCCCCGUGCCCAUGCCACGUGAGGCAUGGUCAGAGCCCUGGGACCUUCAAGCGCCCACACGGACAGCCUGUGCCCCAGUUCGCCCAUGCCUCACCAGCCCUUACAUCAGGCCACAGGCCCCGAGCCCGGACGCCUGCCCCCACAGCCCCUCACCAAGCCAGCUGUCAGCUCUCAGUGGGCAGUGGGCAGGGCUCCCAGAGGUCUCCAGAGAGUCCCGCGGGGAAGAAAACACACACCAACCACUGUCCCAGCAAGAAGACAGCCACAACAAGGAGCUGGCAGAGAAGAAAGGGGAAGUCAUCAAAAUCUACACCAUCUGGGUCAAACCCUCCCUCAUACCGGUCCUGCUGGAGCCUCAGCCUGCUGGCCAGGAAGGGCCCAAAUGUCCCUGCAUCAUCUGCGCAAGGGCGGCAGAAGAGGCAGUCGGGGACCUGCACAGCACAUCUCCUGCCCCGGCAGGUCCCAGGCACCACCAGCCAACAGCUACUGCCCUGCAGCGCCCCAGAGGCUGCUGCCCCGCCAUGCUGGACACGCUGCAGCGCAUGGCACGUGCCACCCUGAGCAGGAUUGCAGCUGUGAUCUGGCGACGGGGCCAGCAGCGGGGAGAACAGCAGCACCCAGCUCAAGGCCUGGACGCAGCCAUGCUGGCAACAGCCCCAGCAGCAGGGGCAGAGAGCCAGGCAGCUGCCCUGCACAGCCCCUGCUGCCCCGCCAGCCCCUCGCCCAGCCAGCUGGAAGCUCGCAGUGGGCAGUGGGCAGGGGCAGCAACGGAGACAGUCCUGCCCCUGCCACAGACCGAGGAGGGGGCCUGGUCAGAGGACAAGAGUCUCUGGGACAACUCCAGCCUCUUAGAGCGGUGCCAAGGGCACGAAAACACAGCCCAAAGCUGGAGUACUGGGGGAGCAACUAGCUCUGUGUCCUUCCCAUCUGAGGCAUGGGCAGAGCCCUGGGACUAUUCAUCAGGCACAUCCACCUCCACCUCUACAGACUGAGCUGCUGGGCGCAGUCUCGGAUGUGCCCUUACCACCUGCAGCUGCACUUGAAGGAAGAAGGACUUUUUCCAACGAGACACAGCUCAAAGAAGAACUCCCAGGAACAGCAGGCCAUCAGAGGGGGCCACUUGCAGGGAGGAUGACUUGCUGGCGUGGGACAGACAGUCUUUUGAGCAUUGGCAAGUCAAACCCUCACCAAUAGCUGUCUCAGCACAGCGGCCCUCUCUCUUCAGGGAGGUGCUCCGUGCUCUGCGCAGGGCAUUCCGCUGUCCCUGCCUGGCGAGACGGGAUGGCGGCUCCCAGGGUGUGGUGGUGACCGCACUGACAUCCACCUGAUGGCCGGUCACCAGUGGUGUCACCCAGGGCUCAGUGUUGGGGCCAGUCCCGCUGGUCUGUUGGUUUGGAUUGCCCUUUUCCCGGUCAGCGAGGACUUCACCUGACUGCCACCACUUUCCAAAACCAUGGAGAGUGGCCUAGCAACUUCGUCUGCCAGCUCCCUCAGGACCUGUGGAUGAAC